ACUUGAUCUUCCCGGUAUUGUCACGCUGCAGACACACUAUUGACUCCAUAAAUAAACUAGUUUGGUUCAUACAGUUUUAAUACCUUGCUCAGAAAUCUAAAUUUGAGCGGCAACAACGAGGUUUGGUCGGUUCCGGUGUGAUUUAACGCUAAUAUCUGUUGUUUUUGUAACAUUGUGCUGAAUCAAUGGCAGACGUAGAGAUGCCAGUGAUGGCACACAGAAGUAGAGUUUUUCUUGAACUGAGGAAAAGGCUGCAGACUGGACUUCUGAUUGUCAGGAGAGAUGCCGCCAACAGUCCUCCAGACGUGGUCGUUUCAGGUGGAGAUUCCACUCUUCACAUCCGUACGUCUAACGGCGAGCUGAGUGUGGCGUUACCAGCAGGAGUCAUGUUUGAGCAGGGAUCGUCCAUGCUGACGUCUGCAGGAGAAUUCGGUGCAGAAGAGCUACAUUUCAGGCUGCGUAUCAGUACAACGCAGCGCACAGAUGAAGAGGCGUCUGACAGCGUGAUGGAGACACUGCGGGCCAAACAGACUUAUUGCUUCCACUGCCGGGGCUGCAUGACCAGGCUGCUGGAGGACAGGUCGUUUAAGCGAGUUCUCCCUCUGCCUAAUGGAAACUGGAACGCCAUCGUGGACGACUGGUGUUGCCACCCAGAUCCCUUCCCUAGUAAGAAGUUGUUGCCUCGAGCAGACGAUUGUUUACUGGGUGACACGUUCCUGCUUUUAGCCCGCGAUGGAAGCUGUGAACACACACUCACUGAAGAAAUGAGCGCUGUCGGUGCACAAGACAAUCAGGAUCCGAAGAAAUCCUGCCACAGACUCGCUGUCAUCUCCUGCAAAAGCUGCUCGUUCCAGGUCGGUGAAGCCGUGGCACCGGGGACCCUGAAGUUGUACAUCACACAGGUGGUCGUGGAGCCAAGUGUCGGGGACAGAAGGCCAGAGGUUUCAAUGAACAGAUCUCUGUUCGUGGAGAGGAUUGUCGCAGCCAGAAUGCUGGAGCUGUCCAACUCCCAGAGCACCUUCCGUUUUUCUGUCCAGACUCCUGAUGGAAAAGCCGUUUUAUUGUUGUGGCUGCUGAACAGCGACUCCCUCGUCGCAUCCAUCUCUCAGACUCACGCGGAGGGCGAGAGGUCGACGAGCUCCUCUGAUCCUCACAGUCCAUCACCCAGAGCAUCACCAGCCCUGAAACUCCUCUACAUCUGCUGCUCCGACGCUGACUCCCAGCAGAGAGACAUCAUAACGAGUUGGGAGGUCAGCGCCGUCGGACAUCCUGUGGUGCUGCCGCUGAAGGUGUGUGAGGAGCUGCUGCAAGUGGUGUGUGACAGCAACGCUACACUUCCUGCGUCCAUGCGUUGCAUGAGGUCCUAUCAGGUGGCGUAUCUCCGCCUGUGAACCCGGAGGCAGACGUCUUCAGAACCCAGACGGCCGACGGCGGAACACGGGAGAACAUUUACAGUACGUUAAAGGCGACGUCACUCAGACCCACUUCCAGUAAACUGACUGUUGCCAAAGUGCGGUUUCAGGUUGACUUCUCACCUGCAGACUCAUGUUGCAGCAGCAGGUCUGGGGCCUAGCUGCGAAAUUCCACCUUAACCUCCUGAGACCCAGGAAAUGUCAGCAAAGUACCAGCUUUUUUUGUUUUUUAUUAAAUAAGUGCCUCUAUUGGAAACAUCAUGAUGCAACAGUUUUUUCAGAUGCAGUUU
Molecule: messenger RNA, 1702 nt
Organism: Sphaeramia orbicularis (orbiculate cardinalfish)
Lineage: Eukaryota; Metazoa; Chordata; Actinopteri; Kurtiformes; Apogonidae
Gene: ube3d
Product: ubiquitin protein ligase E3D
Exons: 10
Coding region: 186-1391 (401 amino acids)
Biological process (GO): protein monoubiquitination; protein polyubiquitination; protein autoubiquitination
Cellular component (GO): ubiquitin ligase complex; nucleus; cytosol
Molecular function (GO): ubiquitin conjugating enzyme binding; ubiquitin protein ligase activity; cyclin binding
Source: RefSeq, a predicted model, not a curated record